Closterium sp. Yama58-4 is the source of this 1116-nucleotide messenger RNA. NCBI's taxonomy places the organism in Eukaryota, Viridiplantae, Streptophyta, Zygnematophyceae, Desmidiales, Closteriaceae. The record is from the annotation of a GenBank genome assembly.
AUGUCGAUCGGAUUAGCGGCGGCCCACCCCGCUUCGCAAUACGCGCGUCAGUUCUUGAAGCUGGUGCUACUAACGGGGGGAAUCCUAGCUCUAGCGUUUUGGUUCAGUCCUCUCGUUUUAAUGGACGGCGAUGGCGCCUCGGCAUGGCGCGGCUUCGUCGUUGAUUCUCCCGCAAAUGCCGCCGCAACAACCGCUCCGUGCGACAAAGGCAGCGUCACCGACGCCGCCGCUAUCGGCGCGCGCGAUCUUGUCGACGCGUCCGCCACCGCAUCCGCCGCCGCGUUUGACGCUCGCGCCGUGCAAUUCGGCGGGAAGCCGCUCUGCUGGUGGUCCGGCGACCACGGCGGGUACGGCUGGGACGACGACGCGAGCCGCGAUCGGCGGCGGAAAAAGCGGAAGCACUCCGGCCAGCGGCGCGGGGGGGUGUUGAUGUUCGGAAGCGGGUGCGCGGGGUGCGUUGCGGGGGAGUGGUGUAGCUUCGAGAUCGAAAUUAGACCGCCCGCGAAGUGGGUGUUUGCGGCGACAGAAGCGUUCGUGGACUUUCUUAUAGUGGAGCUGUGGGGGCCUUCUAUCGCGUACGCGGACGUGAAGCGCAUUGGGAGCGACAGCAAGCGAUGGAAGGUGUCUUAUCGAGUCUGGGACGCCGGGGAAUACACCGUCACAGUCAUAUCCGGCUGCACCAAUCUCAACUACACAGCAAAAUUCGCCAAGCAGGGCGUCGAGCCUUUUGCCAACUGGACCCUCACCGUUGCGCACCCAUUCGCAAACCUCCCCAACUCGAGAUAUUCCUCCCAGCUUCCUGCGGAAUCUUCCCCAACUCCUGGCAUCGGGGCAGGAAAUGGGGGGAAACAGGGGCAUCCAGGAGGGGACGUGGAGCGGGUACUAGCAGAGCGGACGGGGAGAGUGCAGGGAGGAGCAGAAAAAGGAGCGGAAGGGGGGAAGGAUGGGGGAAAGAAGGGGGGCUGGAGGGUCGAGCGGAGGGGGGGGAAGGGGGGGAUUGGCUGGCGGAAGCAGAGGCGGAGUGGCAUGAAGCACCAUGCGAUCAGGCUGUUCCUGGCAGGUGGCUCCACGUGGACCAUGCCUACAGGUGAUGUGGCCACGUUCGUUGCAUGCUGA